AUGAUUGCUUCAGAUUGUGUACUUAUGAACUAUAAUCCUGAGUUACCAGUGCUGUUGGCAUGUGAUUCAAGUUCAUAUGGGAUCGGAGCAGUUUUAAGCCACAAGUUGCCAGACGGUUCUGAUAGACCUAUAGCUUUCGCGUCUAGAAGCUUAAACAGUGCAGAAAAGAACUAUAGCCAAAUUGAUAAAGAGGCACUAGCAUUGGUUUGGGGUGUAAAAAAGUUCAAUGUUUACCUAUACGGGCGAAAAUUCACAUUGGUUACUGACCACCGACCUUUGACAUCGAUUUUUAACCCGUGUAAGGCAGUGAGUAGCACUAUGGCUAGUAGAUUACAGAGAUACGCUAUAUUUUUAGCCGGGUACCAAUAUGACAUACAAUUCAAAGGAACAAAAGCACACGGAAAUUGUGACGCAUUGUCAAGGUUACCAUUAAGUGGAAGGGUGUCCGAAAACUCUGAUCCAACGGACGUAUAUUUACACAGUGUAAUGGAUACACUUCCUGUUACAGCUAUACAGAUAGCCAAUGCUACACGUAGGGACAAAAUCCUAUCACAAGUGUAUGAUAUGGUGCAACAUGGGUGGAGUAGAUAUAAACCUGAUUCUGUUUCGCCUGAAAUUGAUCCAUAUUGGAACAGACGAAAUGAAUUGUCUCUACAUCAGGGAUGUUUAAUGUGGGGCUGUAGAGUAGUGGUACCGGAGGCCCUACAACAGAAUGUUCUUGAAGAAGUUCACUCCGGACAUCUUGGUCUAGUAAAAAUGAAAUCUAUCGCUCGCAGCUAUAUUUGGUGGCCAAACAUAGAUCAGGACUUGGCUACCCUAGUUAAGUCAUGUAACGGUUGUAUGCGGAACAAAUCAAGUGCACCGGAAGCUCCUAUUCAUCCGUGGGAAUUUCCAACAAGACCCUGGAGUCGCGUACAUGUGGACUUUGCCGGUCCUUUUCUCGGACACAUGUUUUUUGUUGCCGUGGAUGCUUAUUCUAAGUGGCCUGUUGUGAAAAUUAUGAAUUCGACUACAGCUACUCAUACAAUUGAAGUCCUCCGUGCUAUUUUCGCAGAUUGUGGAAUUUGUGACCAAAUUGUCUGUGACAAUGGACCUCAGUUUGUAAGCGAAGAGUUCCGUACAUUUUUACAGAAGAAUGGUGUCAAAGUUACGUAUAGUGCACCGUACCAUCCGAAGACAAACGGCUUGGCCGAGCGGUUUGUACAGACAAUGAAACAGGCAUUGAAAGCCGCGAAACAUGAUCAAGGCACAGUUCAAACCAAACUCUCAAGAUUCUUAUUGGCUUACAGGAAUGCAGAACACCAAACUACUAAAGUCAGUCCAGCCAGUCUAUUCUAUGGACGUAACUUACCAACUAGACUGGAGAAACUUAAACCUAGUUUGCGAAAGAGAGUAGAAGAUCAGCAAUCCAAAAUGCAUCACAGUACUACAGACCGUAAUUUCGAUAUUGGUGAUUGUGUUACGAUCAGAGAUUAUCGUAGUGGUCGAGAUACUUGGAUUCCAGGCAAAAUAAACAUGAAAACUGGUCCUGUUUCGUAUCGUGUAGAGAUUGCGCCGGGUGUCAGCUGGCGUCGGCAUGCAGAUCAGAUUCGAAGGUCAGAACUUGUACCUGAACCAGAUCGUGUGGUACAAGACUCUAGUUACUUACCAUUGUCAGAUAGUGUAAAUAGUCGUUCAUCAGCUAGUAAGUCAACAACUAGUCAGUCAACAACUAGUCAGUCAACAGCUAGUCAGUCAUCAACAAGUCCUGCGAAAGUUGAGCAAACAACUGGAAACCAGCAGCAACCCCCUGAAAAUACUGUACCUACAGAAAAACGUUACCCAACAAGAAUUCGCAAGAAAGUUGAAAAGUUAAAUUUGUGA
Molecule: messenger RNA, 1863 nt
Organism: Mercenaria mercenaria
Lineage: Eukaryota; Metazoa; Mollusca; Bivalvia; Venerida; Veneridae
Exons: 1
Coding region: 1-1863 (620 amino acids)
Biological process (GO): DNA integration
Molecular function (GO): nucleic acid binding
Source: RefSeq, a predicted model, not a curated record